CAAACUAAAAUAAGACUAUUUCUCUUUUCACUGUUCAUUCCCAUGCUACAAAACUCCUUCACUCCUAUCUCUUAUUACUUACUUCCACUCUCCAUCACCAUCACCAUCACCAUCAUCAUCAUCAUCAUCAUCAUCAAUGGCAACCCAAACUAACCACCGUCGUCAACCACCGUAUUCCACCAACCACCACCACCAACAUUCCGACAUCCAACACAUGUUUGAAAAACCUUUGACUCCAAGCGACGUAGGCAAACUAAACCGCCUCGUCAUCCCCAAACAACACGCCGAAAACUACUUCCCACUUGCCGACCAACAAAAAGGUUUGGUACUAUGUUUCGAGGACGAGACCGGAACCGUGUGGCGCUUCCGCUACUCGUAUUGGAACAGUAGUCAAAGCUAUGUGUUGACCAAGGGUUGGAGCCGGUUUGUUAAGGACAAACGGUUGGAUGCUGGGGAUGUUGUGUUGUUUCAUCGCCAUGUUGUGGAAAAUGAUAGGAUGUUUAUUGGGUGGAGACGCCGGAAUGCGGUGGUGCCGGCUCAUGAUAGCGUGGUGGCUCCUGGUGGUGCUCAUGUUAGUGAGUGGAGUAAUUAUCCUGUGCAGUAUUUGAACCAAGGUCUUCAUGCAGGAGAGACGUAUGAAAAUGUGGAUACUUACCAAAGAGGAGUGGUAGCAACAAGACGAUUGAGGUUGUUUGGGGUGAACCUAGAGUGCCCAGACGAUUCAGAGCCAUCAAUGUCAUAUGGUUCGAACCAGGGUGGUCAAUCAGACCAUCAAUAUAACUUCAGUUCCAACAAUUCGCAUCAAGACAUGAGACAUUGAUCGUUGGCUAAAAGUUUUAGAAGACUACCUGAGCUCAAAUAUCCCCUCUAUUCCAAAGCUUUAUGUUAUUCCAUCCGAGAGUUUCAAGUCAUUAGCAAGCUCCAAGGUUUCCAAGUGGCAAUGUAGGGAAUGUUAUGCAUUUUCUUUUUUUCUUCUUUUAUUAACAGUUGCGCAAACGUGUAUAUAUUUAUGAGAUUUGUGGAUAUGUAGAAAAUUUUGGUUUGA
Molecule: messenger RNA, 1045 nt
Organism: Helianthus annuus (common sunflower)
Lineage: Eukaryota; Viridiplantae; Streptophyta; Magnoliopsida; Asterales; Asteraceae
Product: B3 domain-containing protein At2g36080
Exons: 4
Coding region: 137-820 (227 amino acids)
Molecular function (GO): DNA-binding transcription factor activity; DNA binding
Source: RefSeq, a predicted model, not a curated record